AUGCCGCCGCCGCCGCCGCCGCUGCUGCUGCUGCCGCUGCUGCUGGGGCCGCUCCGCGCCGUCGCCCGCGGCGGCCUGGCGGGACCCGAGGACCCGGUGCAGCUGGACUUUUCCACGGAGCAGCCGGCGCGCCAGGUGAGCCCCGCGUUCCUGUCCUUCACCAUCGACGCCAGCCUGGCCACCGACCCGCGCUUCCUCACCUUCCUCGGUUCUCCAAAGCUUCGGACGUUGGCCAGAGGUUUGUCUCCUGCAUACCUGAGAUUUGGUGGCACCAAGACAGACUUUCUCAUUUUCGAUCCCAAGAAGGAGCCAAGCUUUGAAGAGAGAAGUUACUGGCAAUCCCAACUCAACCACGAUAUUUGCAAGUCUGGAUUCAUCCCUUCUGACGUGGAGAAGAGGUUACAGCUGGAAUGGCCAUCCCAGGAGCAGUUGCUACUCAGAGAACAGUAUUUCAAAAGGUUCAAGAAUAGUACCUACUCAAGAAGCUCAGUGGAUAUCCUGUACACGUUUGCAAACUGCUCGGGACUGGACUUGAUCUUUGGUCUCAAUGCCUUACUGCGAACCGCAGACUUGCAGUGGGACAGUUCUAAUGCUCAGCUGCUCCUGGACUACUGCUCUUCCAGGCGUUAUAACAUUUCUUGGGAGCUAGGCAAUGAACCCAACAGUUUCCAGAAGAAGGCUGGUAUUUUCAUCGACGGGUUGCAGUUAGGAGAAGAUUUUGUUAAGCUACAUAAACUUCUAGGAACAUCUGCUUUCAGAAAUGCAAAACUCUAUGGUCCAGAUAUCGGUCAGCCUCGAGGAAAGACUGUGAAGAUGCUGAGCAAUUUCCUGGAAGCUGGGGGAGAAGUGAUUGAUUCAGUUACAUGGCACCACUACUACUUGAAUGGACGAACUGCUACCAAAGAAGAUUUCCUAAACCCUGAUGUGCUGGACACUUUUAUUUCACCUGUGCAAAAAAUUUUUCAGGUUGUGGAGAUGACCAGACCCCACAAGAAGGUUUGGUUAGGAGAAACAAGCUCUGCGUUUGGGGGUGGAGCACCCUUGCUGUCCAACACCUUUGCAGCUGGUUUCAUGUGGCUGGAUAAAUUGGGCCUAUCGGCCAGGAUGGGCAUAGAAGUGGUGAUGAGGCAAGUGUUUUUUGGAGCUGGAGCCUACCACUUAGUGGAUGAAAACUUCGAACCUCUACCUGAUUAUUGGCUCUCUCUUCUAUUCAAGAAACUGGUGGGCACCAUUGUAUUAAAGGCAAGUGUGAAAGGUCCAGCCAGAAGCAAACUUCGAGUAUACCUUCAUUGCACAAACAUCAACCACCCAAGGUAUAAAGGAGGCGAUUUAACUCUGUAUGCCUUAAACCUUCAUAAUGUCACCAAGCUGUUGCAGUUACCACAUUAUUUAUUUGACAAAGAAGUGGACAGAUACCUUGUAAAGCCUUCAGGACCUGAUGGAUUGUUUUCCCAAUCUGUCCAGCUCAACGACAAAACUCUGAAGAUGGUGGAUGACCAAACCCUGCCAGCUUUGACAGAAAAGCCGCUCAGCCCAGGAAGUCCACUGAGCCUGCCAGCUUUCUCCUAUGGGUUUUUUGUGAUAAGAAAUGCCAGAGUUGCUGCUUGCCUCUGA
Molecule: messenger RNA, 1614 nt
Organism: Pipistrellus nathusii (Nathusius's pipistrelle)
Lineage: Eukaryota; Metazoa; Chordata; Mammalia; Chiroptera; Vespertilionidae
Source: the annotation of a GenBank genome assembly